CAUUGUUCGUAAGCCGUUGCAGCUACAAACAACUGACUAGUUUCGUUGUCUCCUCUUCAUAACACGUACGAGUUUGAUUCUUCAAAUGAGACCCCCUUUUGUUGGAUUCAUCAGAAAAUUUUUCCUUCUUGUUUUGGUCUCCGCUUUAUGUUGUAGUUCUUCAACCCAUGGAAGUACAAAAUCGGAGAAAACUUUAGCAAUUAUAAAACCAGAUGGAUUGAGUGGAAACUACACAGAUGACAUCAAGAGAACAAUUUUAGACUAUGGUUUCAGCAUUAUUAAGGAAAAGAUUGUUCAACUUGAUGAGAUCACUGUGAAAAGAUUUUACGCAGAGCACUCUUCAAAAUGCUUCUUUUCUAGCCUUGUAAAAUACAUGACAAGUGGACCAGUGUUAGUUAUGGUUUUGGAUAAGGAUAAUGCUAUUGCUGAUUGGCGUGCUUUAAUGGGCCCUACUGAUGCAAACAAGGCUAAGAUUACUCACCCUCACAGCAUCAGAGCACUGUGUGGUUUGGAUACCGAAAAGAAUUGUGUUCAUGGUUCAGACUCUCUCAAAUCUGCACAAAGAGAGAUACCAUUUUUCUUCGGAGAGCUUUCUGCAGAUGUAAUUGCAGAACAUGAUGAGCUGUAGCUGGCAAAAGUUUGAAGCAGAAACACAACUUUUUUUUUUUUUUUUUUUUUAAAUUAUUUGUGAGGCUUGUUACUGUUAUAUAAUUUGUAUACCGGAUUGCUUCAGUGUCUAACACCACUUCUGCUAUCAAUUGAGAGUGUAAUUUUAGUAGGAACAUUUUUC
Messenger RNA from Gastrolobium bilobum, 790 nucleotides. RefSeq names its product probable nucleoside diphosphate kinase 5. Bases 86 to 628 code for a protein of 180 amino acids. Gene Ontology annotation, biological process: UTP biosynthetic process; CTP biosynthetic process; GTP biosynthetic process. The transcript is spliced from 6 exons. Lineage: Eukaryota; Viridiplantae; Streptophyta; Magnoliopsida; Fabales; Fabaceae. Gene Ontology annotation, molecular function: nucleoside diphosphate kinase activity. The record is from RefSeq and is a predicted model, not a curated record.